Molecule: messenger RNA, 1148 nt
Organism: Closterium sp. Naga37s-1
Lineage: Eukaryota; Viridiplantae; Streptophyta; Zygnematophyceae; Desmidiales; Closteriaceae
Source: the annotation of a GenBank genome assembly
CUAAAUCCCCACCGCCUGUAUCCUUACCGGCUGAAUCCCCACCGGCUGUAUCCUUACCGGCUCAAUCCCCACCGGCUAAGCCCCCACUUGAUAGGGAUGGACCUCUCGUGGCUUUCGAUCGCGCUUUCGCCUCUUUGAUCUCGUUUCAGCGAAAAGGUCGCGUUCCGUUCGCCAAUGUCGCAACGUUCAAUUUCGACCCCUCCGUUACAAGCGCCGCCUUCGUCGCCACGCGCUACAAGCUUCUAUCGCUGCCCGUUCCGCGUGUGCCCGAGAAGCUGACGUGGCGCGACGCGUACCCCGUAUGGGUGAACGAAUCGCGGUCAUCCUGCCCAACAAUUCCUGAACCGAGCUAUCCAGAUUGGCUGACCAGCAUCCACGCCAUCGUCGCACAUGUGCCCUGCGACGAGCCUAGCGAAUCCUGGGCGAAGGAUGUUCGCUGGCUACACCACCUUCUCACUAUAACAAGCUUCGUCAUAAGGGCGAAUCGCACGUGGUUACCAGUGGUGUUACUCUCCGCGUGCCGCCCGCCGCCCAACCUCUUCCACUGCUCGCGACUCGCGACGCGGGAGGGUGACACGUGGCUGUACAACCUGACGGCCAGUGACAUGCUGACACGUGUACAGCCCCUGGGAUCAUGCGCCAUGGCUCAGCCAAUCAGCAGCAAUGUCUCAGCCAACCAGCGCGUCGCGUAUGCUACAGUGCUACACUCAUCGGAACGCUAUGUGUGCGGCGCAAUAGUACUGGGGCACAGCAUAAGGAGGACGGGGAGCGGGCACGAGAUGGUUGUGCUUGUAUCGAAGGAGAUUAAAGAGGAGAGCAGGCGAGGGUUGAGGGAGGCGGGGUGGACGGUGAAGGAGAUUGAGAGGAUUCGCAACCCCAACGCAGUGAAGGGGACUUAUAACGAGUGGAACUACAGCAAGCUGCGGCUGUGGCAGCAGGCAGAGUACGCCAAGCUGGUCUUCAUUGACUCGGACCUGCUCCUCUUGACCAGCGUUGACUUUCUCUUCUCCUACCCCGAGAUCUCCGCCCGCGGAAACGACGGCUCAGAUUUCAACUCGGGUGUGAUGGUCCUGGAGCCGUCAGAUUGCACGUUCGAGCUGCUGAUGGCAAAUCUGGAGCGAGUGCGAUCGGCGAAUGGAGGGGACCAG